Molecule: messenger RNA, 3483 nt
Organism: Knipowitschia caucasica
Lineage: Eukaryota; Metazoa; Chordata; Actinopteri; Gobiiformes; Gobiidae
Source: the annotation of a GenBank genome assembly
AUGACCACAGUUGUACCUAAAAGUGACUCGUUGUGCAAGUUGACACAUAACAAACCUAUUACUCUCUUGCUCCAGACCAAACCCGUUCCAACCAUUCAUCUCCUCUCAGCCAAUCAGAAGCGGGGCGGGAGGGCGCUCGUCCAAUGGCGUGGCUCGCUGCCCCCUCCGGAGCCUCCCCCGGCCGCUUCUGCCGCUCUCUCAGCCCGCUGCACACCUCCUGUCACCGCCAUGUCCGACAAACUGCAGUACAAAGUCGCUGACAUCAGCCUCGCAGAAUGGGGACGUAAGGCCAUCGACAUUGCGGAGAACGAGAUGCCGGGCCUGAUGAAGAUGAGGGAGUUGUAUGGAGCCUCCAAGCCCCUGCAAGGAGCCCGUAUCGCAGGCUGCCUCCACAUGACGCUGCAGACCGCGGUCCUCAUCGAGACCCUCACUUCACUGGGGGCCGAGGUGCAGUGGUCCAGCUGCAACAUCUUCUCCACUCAAGACCAUGCAGCGGCCGCUAUCGCCAAGACCGGCGUCCCAGUGUACGCGUGGAAAGGGGAGACGGACGAGGAGUACGUGUGGUGUAUCGAGCAAACCAUUUACUUCAAAGACGGUCAUCCUCUGAACAUGAUCCUGGACGAUGGAGGAGACCUCACCAACCUGGUCCACACCAAGUACCCCAAACUGUUGGCAGGGAUCAAAGGUGUGUCUGAGGAGACGACCACAGGAGUCCACAACCUGUACAAGAUGAUGAAGAGCGGAGAACUGAAGAUCCCAGCCAUCAACGUCAACGACUCCGUCACCAAGAGUAAGUUUGAUAACUUGUAUGGAUGCCGUGAGUCCCUGAUCGACGGCAUAAAGAGAGCCACAGACGUGAUGAUUGCCGGGAAGGUGGCGGUGGUCGCUGGCUACGGAGACGUGGGCAAAGGCUGCGUGCAGGCGCUGCGGGGCUUUGGUGCGAGGGUCAUUGUCACGGAGAUCGACCCCAUCAACGCUCUGCAGGCAGCGAUGGAGGGUUACGAGGUGACGACGAUGGACGAGGCCUGUCAGGAGGGCAACAUCUUUGUCACCACCACCGGCUGCGAGGACAUCAUCAACGGACAUCAUUUUGAGCAGAUGAAAGACGACGCCAUCGUGUGCAACAUCGGACACUUCGACUGCGAGAUCGAUGUGGACUGGCUCAACAAGAACUGUGCGGCCAAGAUCAACGUCAAACCACAGGUGGACCGGUACCGGCUGAAAAAUGGGCGUCACGUGAUCAUUUUGGCCGAGGGUCGUCUGGUGAACCUGGGCUGUGCCAUGGGUCACCCGUCCUUCGUCAUGAGUAACUCCUUCACCAACCAGGUUAGGGUCGCCCCGACACGCUCUCACUGCUGCCUCACCGCCCCCGACACGCUCUCACUGCUGCCUCAUCACCCCCGACACGCUCUCACUGCUGCCUCAUUGCCCCCGACACGCUCUCACUGCUGCCUCAUCGCCCCCGACACGCUCUCACUGCUGCCUCAUCACCCCCGACACGCUCUCACUGCUGCCUCAUCACCCCCGACACGCUCUCACUGCUGCCUCAUCGCCCCCGACACGCUCUCACUGCUGCCUCAUUGCCCCCGACACGCUCUCACUGCUGCCUCAUCACCCCCGACACGCUCUCACUGCUGCCUCAUCGCCCCCGACACGCUCUCACUGCUGCCUCAUCGCCCCCGACACGCUCUCACUGCUGCCUCAUCGCCCCCGACACGCUCUCACUGCUGCCUCAUCGCCCCCGACACGCUCUCACUGCUGCCUCAUCACCGCCGACACGCUCUCACUGCUGCCUCAUCACCGCCGACACGCUCUCACUGCUGCCUCAUCGCCCCCGACACGCUCUCACUGCUGCCUCAUCACCGCCCCCGACACGCUCUCACUGCUGCCUCAUCACCCCCGACACGCUCUCACUGCUGCCUCAUCACCGCCCCCGACACGCUCUCACUGCUGCCUCAUCACCGCCCCGACACGCUCUCACUGCUGCCUCAUCACCGCCCCCGACACGCUCUCACUGCUGCCUCAUCACCCCCGACACGCUCUCACUGCUGCCUCAUCACCACCCCCGACACGCUCUCACUGCUGCCUCAUCACCCCCGACACGCUCUCACUGCUGCCUCAUCACCCCCGACACGCUCUCACUGCUGCCUCAUCACCCCCGACACGCUCUCACUGCUGCCUCAUCACCCCCGACACGCUCUCACUGCUGCCUCAUCACCGCCCCCGACACGCUCUCACUGCUGCCUCAUCACCGCCCCCGACACGCUCUCACUGCUGCCUCAUCGCCCCCGACACGCUCUCACUGCUGCCUCAUCGCCCCCGACACGCUCUCACUGCUGCCUCAUCACCCCCGACACGCUCUCACUGCUGCCUCAUCACCCCCGACACGCUCUCACUGCUGCCUCAUUACCGCCGACACGCUCUCACUGCUGCCUCAUCGCCCCCGACACGCUCUCACUGCUGCCUCAUCACCGCCCCCGACACGCUCUCACUGCUGCCUCAUCAUCACCCCCGACACGCUCUCACUGCUGCCUCAUUACCGCCGACACGCUCUCACUGCUGCCUCAUCGCCCCCGACACGCUCUCACUGCUGCCUCAUCACCGCCCCCGACACGCUCUCACUGCUGCCUCAUCACCGCCCCCGACACGCUCUCACUGCUGCCUCAUCACCCCCGACACGCUCUCACUGCUGCCUCAUCAUCACCCCCGACACGCUCUCACUGCUGCCUCAUUACCGCCGACACGCUCUCACUGCUGCCUCAUCGCCCCCGACACGCUCUCACUGCUGCCUCAUCACCGCCCCCGACACGCUCUCACUGCUGCCUCAUCACCGCCCCCGACACGCUCUCACUGCUGCCUCAUCACCCCCGACACGCUCUCACUGCUGCCUCAUCGCCCCCGACACGCUCUCACUGCUGCCUCAUCACCCCCGACACGCUCUCACUGCUGCCUCAUCACCCCCGACACGCUCUCACUGCUGCCUCAUUACCGCCGACACGCUCUCACUGCUGCCUCAUCGCCCCCGACACGCUCUCACUGCUGCCUCAUCACGCUCUCACUGCUGCCUCAUCACCCCCGACACGCUCUCACUGCUGCCUCAUCGCCCCCGACACGCUCUCACUGCUGCCUCAUCGCCCCCGACACGCUCUCACUGCUGCCUCAUCGCCCCCGACACGCUCUCACUGCUGCCUCAUCGCCCCCGACACGCUCUCACUGCUGCCUCAUCACCGCCGACACGCUCUCACUGCUGCCUCAUCGCCCCCGACACGCUCUCACUGCUGCCUCAUCACCGCCACCGCUGCUUUCACUGAGUCUGAAUCUGUGUUUGUAGUCUACUUCCUGCCAAAGAGGUUGGACGAACAGGUGGCAGCUGCACAUCUGGACAAACUUUGUGUGAAACUCACCAAACUGUCGGAGAAACAGUCCAAAUACCUGGGUCUGCCCCAAGAGGGUCCCUUCAAACCGGACCACUACCGCUACUGA